This is a messenger RNA of Egretta garzetta (little egret), 3893 nucleotides long. RefSeq names its product ring finger protein 170 (gene RNF170). The transcript is spliced from 7 exons. NCBI's taxonomy places the organism in Eukaryota, Metazoa, Chordata, Aves, Pelecaniformes, Ardeidae. The record is from RefSeq and is a predicted model, not a curated record. The coding region runs from base 995 to 1849 and encodes 284 amino acids. Gene Ontology annotation, molecular function: ubiquitin protein ligase activity.
GCGUUCUGCUACAGAGGGCGUCUCCCACUAAUGUAAGGAAGCUUGGAAAAAGCACCACAACUCAUACAAGAAAAGAUCUGGAGGGUGAGAGUAGCUAUCUUAUGGAAAAGGUGACACUUUUAUAUUAGCAGUAGACUAGCAUGUUGAAAUCUUGCCAGGGUAGUCAUUACAGGUAUGCACUAAAAUCACGAGGACUUGUAUUCCAUUUCAGUUUUGCAAUUAAUUCGGGGCCAGGCAGUGUCUGGUGAUGUUUGCGAGACAGCAAGGUUCAAAUUAGAACAUGACGCAUGAGCUGUGAAGUAGAGGGAAAUACUGAUGAAAGCUUUCAGGCUUAAGGCACACACACUGACUAGGAAGUAAAGUAAAUGAUACCAGUCUUACCUGACCACAUAAACUGAUGCUGGGAUUUUAUGUAAGCUCUGUAUGAAAAAUGCAUUAACUGUGUAUGGACACAGCUUCAGUAUGACUUUUUUGGUCAUUUGCCAGAGUUAGCUUCGCUCUCCUGGUUUCAUACUAUUCACAGCUGUAGAUCAUUUCACUUCCUGAUUGCAACAGGAGUCAUUUUAGCCGUGUGUUAGAAACUAUUUUAUAUUGCUUGUCUCCAGCUGUAGGUUAAUGCUGUGGGGUAAUAAAUGUCAGCAUUGGCAAGUCAUUCUGAUUGUUGCCUAUGUGCAAUGAAUGUAAAACAAAUGAGUCUAACUAGGGAAGCCUGAUAAUACUCCUUUUCUUUCAAGUUUUUCCCAUGUUUCCAGCUGAAGGAUGGUAAUGCAUAGAAAAGACAGAUAAAAUGUGAAGUGCAUUGGGUGAUUCCUGUGUAUCCAAAUGGGGAUUUAACACUCUAAAAACAGCUAAACCCCAAAUGUCCUUGUUUCUUUCUUCACGUAAGUGGUGAAAAUUAGGUUUCUAAAAAUUACAUUGUCUCAGCCUAGCAGCAAAGAUGUGUUGUGUAAUAGCUAAAAUUCUUGAUAAUGCGGAGUCAUUAUACUUUUUAUAAAUGAACUGUCCUUCAAAUAGAUCUAAUUCAGCAAUGACCUAUUCCCAGGCAAGUUAUCUGGUGAAGAUUCCCAGAGCUGUGAUGGCCAGUCACCCAGCAGAAGUUCAGAGUUUGAAGCUAGAUAAUGAUUCAGUUAUAGAAGGAGUAAGUGACCAGGUACUGGUGGCUGUUGUGCUCAGUUUCACUUUCAUUGCUGCUCUGGUAUAUACACUUUUAAGAAAUGAACACCAGAACAUACACCCAGAAAAUCAAGAGCUAGUGCGAGCUCUUCGUCAGCAGCUUCAAACUGAGCAGCAGGAUGCUUCUGCUGGUGAUAGACAUCGUUUCUAUACAGAUAUGUCCUGUCCAGUCUGUUUGCAACAGGCUACAUUUCCUAUAGAAACAAACUGUGGACAUCUCUUCUGUGGUUCCUGCAUUAUAGCCUACUGGAGGUAUGGCUCAUGGCUUGGUGCCAUCCGUUGUCCAAUCUGCAGACAAACGGUAACAUUGUUUUUACCACUUUUUGGUGAAGAUCAGCAGGAUGCCACCCAAGUAUUACAAGAUGUUAAUGAUUACAAUCGGAGAUUCUCGGGACAGCCCAGAUCUAUUAUGGAAAGAAUUAUGGAUCUGCCCACUUUAUUGCGGCAUGCUUUCAGAGAGAUGUUUUCUGUUGGGGGCCUCUUCUGGAUGUUUCGCAUCAGAAUAUUCCUCUGCUUGCUUGGAGCCUUGCUCUACCUGGUUUCACCUCUGGAUUUUCUUCCUGAAGCCCUCUUUGGAAUUCUGGGGUUCUUGGAUGAUUUCUUUGUCAUUUUUCUUCUGCUGAUAUAUAUCUCUAUCAUGUACCGAGAAGUGAUAACACAGCGGCUGAAUAGGUGAAAUGGACAAAAAUGACCCAAAUGCAGAGGCAAUGUGGAAUGUUUUAAAAAGAGAACUACAACAUAAACAUGAUAUAUCAAAACGCCUGUGUACAGUUUCAGUAGUUACAAUUUCAUAGCUGGUCAUCUUAUACAAAUUUGAAGGGUUAGUAUGUGGUGAUGCUUAACUGGAAUCUUUAAUUUGUGUAUUACAUAUGCUUCAUAAGGAUGAGGUUCUUCCAUCUGAUAAACAGCUGUAUGUAAUCAAAGCACAAAACACCUUUUCUGGUGUGUGGUUUUUGAAAAAGGAGUUCUAACAAAAAAUCUGUUUGGGUAAUCUAGACGUGUAAAGAAAUUCAGAAAUUCUUCACAGUAUGGUUAUCACAGCGAAAUUGUUUAAUGUCUCCCUGUUGUGGGCUAGAGUUUUUUAAAAUAAAAGUAGCUGUGUGUGUCUCUGUGGAAGAAGAAGCCCAAGGACUGUAUUACAAUUAUCACCGUACAGUUUGCUGUUGUCCAUGUGCUUCACAAAAACAAGGAGAACACCUCAGUAUUGCUUGAACUGCACUAUGUACGGUUGCAUGCAAUUCGUACAAUUUUAUUUUUAUAUUUGGCAAUAUACACACAGUAUCUGAUCUAUAUAGAGAAACCAAUAUUAUGCACACCAGACUGGUGAGUGCUCUAUUUUUAAACAGAAGCAUGGUUUUUCUCUUCAGGCGUGUUUAUUUGGUAGAUAGGUAUCUUUGAAGCAAAGGUUUUAUGCUGCUUUGGGUCAAUGCAAUGUAUCUGAAGUGAGAGUUUGCAUUCCUUUAGUUGCAUUAAAGCAUUUAGCCAGUGGAGAGAACCCUCACGUUUUAGAUCGUGGUUGAAGAAAAGAAGUGAGAACUGGAUGUUUACACUACAGGACUUUACCUGAAUGUACAUUCUGCAAUACAAGUAUUAAACAACUUAGAUAUUGGGGCGUUUGAUUUUCAGUUGGGGUUUUCUUGUUUGGUUGGUUGGUUGAUUUGGAUGUGAGUAGAGGGGGGGUUACCUUGAAUAAGAUGUGUGAUAAGGGACCACAAAACAAUCCUGGAAAUGUUUUGAAAAAUACCAGGGUAUUGGUUAUCCUUAAAGUUGUUUGGGUGUUUUUUAAAGUUGAAUUUGGAUAUAGGGUAUCAUAGCUACAGAAGUAAUUUGAAAAUAUUUUCAUUUUAAGAAAUUAAUGCCACUAGAAAGGUCAAGGAUAUUUGAGAUCUAUGUACUUUUUAGCUGGAGGAAUGGUAACUGCCGUUUUAUUUUAACUUCCUGAGUACUUGAAAGACAGUGAUUAGACAGGUGAUUCUUUGUGUGUUUACAUAUAUGGGAUGAGACUUACAAUGAAAGGGACCUUUUCACAACUCCUGUGUUUUGCCCGUGCAGGCGUCUUUCCGCAGCUUCUAGCACCUCGGCAUGUGCAGGAAGGUGACAGAGCUGGCACCUGACUUGCCAGUGGUUGGGGUUGGAGGUUGUCCUUCAGUGUCAGUGUUUUAAACAACAUUCAUUUAAAAGGAAAUCCACUGAUUUCUUCAUUUCAAAAUUUGCUUUUGAAAAUCCAAAGAUGUUUUCCAAGUGAACUGGAAAGCUAAAUUUUUCCUUACUGUUGUUUGCUAGAGAUGAGCGAGAGGAGAAACAGGAAGUGAAACAAGGGUGAGAGGAGGAGAACAAGACAGAAAAUGACAUUUUUGGAAGCAAAUGCUAUUAGUUUUGGCAAACUAACUGGUUAUGAGCAUCUUAGUUGAGCUUUUCCCUUUGCGUUGGCAUCGCUAAUGGUGAUGGUUUAGUGGCUACCUCAGUUAAAAGUCAUUAAGGUAUUACUGAGUAAGCGUGGGAUAUUCAUAAACUAUUAGGUAUAUUUACAAAGCAAGACAGUAGUUUAGGAUGUCAAGUAAGACAGAAUUUUGCAGUUUUGUGCUAAGCAUUGUUUUGGUUUUGGUUUUUUUUCCCCCAAGAGAUCCAGCUGAGAGCAAACUCCAAAAAAGUAUUUUUAACUGAGUAAACUUAACACCCCCUUUUCUCCUGGAGUUUAACUUGUGGGUCUGCUUAGAGAA